Eleginops maclovinus (Patagonian blennie) is the source of this 6917-nucleotide messenger RNA. It is a transcript of the gene nlgn2b, whose product is annotated as neuroligin 2b. The transcript is spliced from 9 exons. Gene Ontology annotation, cellular component: plasma membrane; synapse; postsynaptic specialization membrane. Gene Ontology annotation, molecular function: signaling receptor activity; neurexin family protein binding. Gene Ontology annotation, biological process: presynaptic membrane assembly; synaptic vesicle endocytosis; chemical synaptic transmission. The record is from RefSeq and is a predicted model, not a curated record. The coding region runs from base 561 to 3194 and encodes 877 amino acids. Lineage: Eukaryota; Metazoa; Chordata; Actinopteri; Perciformes; Eleginopidae.
UGCUCAACAUUAGAAAAGUCCAAAUAUCCGUGUGGAUAAGGAGCACAGAGCAGGGUGUUGUCAGAGAGGGAUGAGAGGAGGAGGGGGCAGUAUGAGGUGUGCUUUUUUUGGAAAAGCCGGAGAAAGACGGACAUCGAGAAGGUGUUCUGAUGUGCGAAAGCCUGCGACGCGCUGCCCUCCUGAGAAAUAAUUGCGAUCAGGGAAGAAAUGGCCUAGUUAAAACAUCAUCGACACUCCGGCAGAGGAUAGAAACAGAAGAAUCGUGUUCCGAUGGACGGGCCAUCACCACCGCCAUCAUCAUAAUUCCAGUGCUUGCAUCGAUUCUUUUUUAGGUGUAAUUGGCUUCCUGACUGCAGCUCUGGACCCAUCAGGAGUUCCAAAGAGGAAGGCGGAUGAGACCACAGUGUCUACCUGAGAAUGCUACCUGUCCCUGCGCCUCACCAUGUCACCCUAGGAAAACUGUUAACCUGUCCCCUUCCGCAUAUCCUCUUUUUGCCUUUAUUUCCCAUAACCCACUGAUUUUGUGACCCCUCUCUACACCCAACUUUACUCCUAUUGAUAUGACUAAAAGAGCCUUUAUUUUGGAGAUGUUGUUUUUUCCUCUCAAUGCUGCCAGCCAUCAAGGCUAUGGUGGGAAGUAUCAUUUUACUUCUCAGCGGGUUGCCAAUCACUGCCUGCUGUGGCUCUUGGGACUGGUGCUACACCUCACUCUCUCCUCAUGUCAACGGGUUGACCUGAAAUACCCCAUAGUGUCCACCGGCUAUGGAAAGAUCCGUGGUAUCAGGAAGGAGCUCAACAAUGAGAUCUUGGGCCCUGUGGAACAGUUCUUAGGUGUGCCAUAUGCCACCGCACCUGUCGGCGAGCGCCGCUUUCAGCCUCCCGAAGCUCCAGGCUCAUGGCAAGAGAUUCGCAAUGCCACCCAAUUUGCACCAGUGUGUCCCCAGAAUGUCCACGGGGUUUUACCUGAGAUCAUGCUACCAGUGUGGUUCACAGACAACCUGGAUGCUGCAGCAACCUACGUUCAGAACCAGAGCGAGGAUUGCCUUUACCUCAACAUCUAUGUACCCACUGAAGAUGGUCCGCUCACUAAAAAACAAGACGAAUCUACGAUGAACAGACCCAGGGAUGAAGAUAUCCGCGAUCGUCGUAAGAAGCCUGUGAUGCUGUUCAUCCACGGAGGCUCCUACAUGGAGGGCUCAGGGAACUUGUUUGAUGGCAGCGUCCUGGCUGCGUAUGGAAAUGUCAUCGUGGUCACCAUGAACUAUCGACUGGGCGUGCUCGGGUUUCUGAGCACAGGGGACCAGUCUGCUAAGGGGAACUAUGGCUUGUUGGACCAGAUCCAGGCCCUGCGCUGGCUCAAUGAAAACAUUGGCCACUUCGGAGGGGACCCAGAGAGAAUCACCAUCUUUGGCUCGGGAGCCGGUGCCGCCUGUGUGAACCUCCUCAUCCUCUCCCACCACUCCGAGGGCCUGUUCCAGAGGGCCAUCGCUCAGAGUGGCUCGGCCAUCUCCAGCUGGGCGGUCAACUACCGACCCAUGAUGUACACGAAGAUCCUGGCCAAGAAGGUCGGCUGCACCCUGGGGGACAUGGCUGAGUUGGUGGACUGCCUGAGGAGGAAGAGUUUCCGGGAGCUGGUUGACCAAGACAUCCAGCCGGCUCGCUACCACAUCGCCUUCGGACCUGUGGUAGACGGAGACGUGGUGCCCGAUGACCCGGAGAUCCUCAUGCAGCAGGGCGAGUUCCUGAACUACGACAUAUUGCUGGGUGUCAACCAAGGAGAGGGACUGAAAUUCGUGGACGACAAUGAAGGAGAAGACGGAAUAACAUCCUCUACGUUUGACUACACCAUCUCCAACUUUGUGGACAAUCUGUAUGGAUUCCCUGACGGUAAAGACAUCCUCAGGGAAACCAUAAAGUUCAUGUACACAGACUGGGCUGACCGGGACAACACGGACAUGCGCAGGAAGACCCUCCUGGCUCUGUUCACAGACCAUCAGUGGGUGGCCCCGGCCGUCGCCACUGCCAAACUGCAUGCCGAGUUCCAGUCGCCUGUCUAUUUCUACACUUUCCACCACCACUGUCAGACGGAGGCCAGGCCAGAGUGGGCAGACGCCGCACAUGGAGAUGAGAUCCCCUAUGUGUUUGGGAUUCCUAUGGUGGGAGCCACUGACCUGUUCCCGUGUAACUUCUCCAAGAACGAUGUCAUGCUCAGUGCUGUAGUCAUGACGUACUGGACCAACUUUGCAAAGACAGGGGAUCCUAACCUACCAGUUCCUCAGGACACCACGUUUAUCCAUACCAAGCCCAACCGCUUCGAAGAAGUCAUCUGGACCAAGUUCAGCUCCAAAGACAAGCAGUACUUACAUAUUGGCCUGAAGCCUCGCGUCAGAGACAACUACCGGGCCAACAAGGUGGCCUUCUGGCUGGAGCUGGUUCCACAUCUGCACAGCCUCCACAAGGACUUCAUUGGCACCAUCACAACUCGACUGCCGCCCGGAGGCAACAAAGGGCGGAAGGGCAGCGGACCUGGCACUGGCACCCGGCACCCGUCACCUGGCAUCUCCACCUAUCCACCCGAUCCUGAGCCCUACGGCUCAGAGAGGCCCCGCGUCUCCCCCUUCCCCGAUGAGACGAGGGACUACUCCACCGAGCUGAGCGUGACGGUAGCUGUGGGCGCUUCGCUUCUCUUCCUCAACGUGCUGGCCUUCGCCGCGCUCUACUACAAACGGGAUAAGCGCCACGAACUCAUGCAGAGACGCCAUCGCCGACUGUCCCCGCAACGCGUCACCACCAUGGGCAUGGGCAUGGGCGUCGGCAUGGGAGUGGUCGGGGCCCCACCGCACAACGACCUGGCUCUGAGUCAGGAGGAGGAGCUGAUGUCACUGCAGAUGAAGCAGCAGAGAGUGGAGUUGGAGCACGGCACGCCCCUCCCGUCCCGCGGCAUCCACGGCGAUCUGGAACCCCUGCGGCCUCCCGUUUGUGCCCCCGACUACACGCUGGCCCUGCGGCGGGCACCGGAGGACGUGCCACUGAUGACAGCCAACACCAUCACCAUGAUCCCCAGCACCAUCAGCAGCAUGCAGCCCCUACACCCCUUCAACACUUACCCCCCUGUGCCGGCCCCCUCCACCACACCUGUCCCUAGCCACAGCAACAAUGCCCUGCCACACCAACACUCCACCACCCGUGUAUAGGACCAGGCACAACCUCUGCUACCCCACUCUGGGCGUACAGAGACACACCACACAAACUGCUCCAUACAAAUCUCCACCCUCACCAUUCUCCUUGUCUUUGUCUUUUCUCAUCAAGCCCUCGAAUAAAGCUGCAGUUUGUAAGAUUUUAAGCAGCGAAAUACCUCUAAAAUGUAAUCAUAAAUCAAAGGCGGGGAGUUGAUGAAACAAAGCUCCUCUGCCAGACGCCUGUCAUCAUAGGUGCACACCGCUUUCUCGUGUUGAAGCUCCUUCAGUAUCUCGUGCUUAGGUGAGCCACAGCUUUAAGCUCUCCUCCUCUCUAAGAGGUAUUGAGCUUUUGAGUCAGACAUCUUAUGUGUAGCUCUGUUGUUUUUUUGCACAUGUGUUGUUUUGUCAGUGCAAAACUAUGUUUGACAUAGAACGCUCACUUCCGUUCAUUUAGCGAAAAGAUAAUACAGUAGCAUGCAGCAGCAAGCGAGGCAGCAUAUGCCCUGACAAGCUGUCUGUCAUAAAGCGGUGAUUUCUUGAAACUUACAAAUUGCAGCUUUAAAGGCCCAAUCUGGAAGUGGAAUUUGGCACCCUGUGUUGAGCACUAUGUCCCAACAGCUGUCUCUUUAUUCUGAUUUCAGAGACUUUUGUUAAAACUGUAUUUGCAGCGCUGGGAGUAAAAGGAUGAGCUCUUUGACAUUUUAAGCAUGAGUUUUUCCUUGAUUUAUAAACCUUCUGUUUUCAAAUGUAUCUACCUGUUUUCAGUUCAAAUGCGGCCGUAUUGCCGCCAAAAUAUUGUUUUAUUUCGAUAAUCUGUAUACUCUCAAAUGCUGCUUUCAGAGCAUUUCCAGAUUGGGGCUUCAACGGUUGGGCGGUACAGGAAAUAACUGAAUCACACUCAGUCUGUGGGACGCAACCUGGAAUCCAGGCUGCCCAUUAGAACUCGCUGCAUCUCCGCCACACAGGCUCUAAUCAUGUCCAUUACUUUAUUUGUUUCUCUCUCAUUAUCUCUCUGUCUGUAUCUCCAUCUCAGCCCAUUAAACCACUUCUCUGUUUUCCGCUGGCUCACACUCUUCCCCUCUCUGCAUCUGCCCUCGUAGCUCUUUUUAUUAAUCCAUUCACAUAAUCCAUUUCAACUUCUCUCCUCUUUCCUUGCAAUCACUUCUAGACUCUGUUUUCCUUUUGGAGUCUUUUAUACAAAAACACAAAUGUAAAUGAUGUAUUAUUAAUAAAUUGUAAGGAUAUGAAUGAAAAAAAAAAAGAUAUUCUGAUAUCUCGUUUUUACCAGCAUUCUUGGUGCCAAGUACUGUGAUAAAGUUCCUCUUUCACUGGCGUCCAGUGGAGCGCCUGGAGAGGUCCAUCCUGACUGUAUCUUACAAAAGGAAUUACGAUCAUAAAAAGUGCCAACCCCUUCAUGUUUCUGUUUGAUCCACACACUUUUAUUAUUAUUAUUAUUAUUAUUAUUAUUAUUAUUAUUAUUAUUAUUAUUAUUAUUAUUAUUAUUAUUAUUAUUACACUCAAUGUUGCACUGUGGCUGGUCCCUUCUUCUUUAAAGGGAAAUCAGAUUCAAUAUAUCCUUGUUUGAAAAAAAAGAAUAUAAAGUUUUACUAACUACUUUGCUGUCUGGGAUAUUUGCAUGAUGUUUUUUCUUUUCUAAGGAGUGUGGACAGAGACAUUUGUUUGCCAUUUUAAUGAUUUGCCUUGUUUUUCAUUGAGUUUUUUAUUUAGUUUUAAUCAUUUACAUUUUCUAUUUUAAUAUCAGCUGCACUUCGUGGUACUUCAAAAGGGUAUUAAAGUAUUAAGAGAUGAAUAUUGUGUAAAACUAUGAUUAUAUGAUAUGAUUAUAACAAAGAGAGUAAAUAUUUCCUCUUUAUUUUUUUCAUUUCCUGACACUGAGACUGUGCUGCAAAACUACCAGAAAGACUGAUGAAAGCCUUUUUUCUCUCCUCCCUCUUUUGCUCUGUUUCUCUUUAUCUUUUGCAACUGUCAACUUCGCACUCACUGUCUCUCAAUCUCACCUGAAGAUAGCACUUUUUAAGUUACAAAAAAAAGGAAACAACUUUGUUACAUGAAUAGUCUAAAUAAGGUUUUUGUCUGUGACUGACAUUAACCGAAUUCUUCAAAGACUGCCUGACAGUUAUCUUUUUGUCUUUUGUUGUUUCAUGAUUCUCCCUUCUGUGGGGUGGGAGAUAUAUAUUUAUGAUGGUCCAAAGGUGAGAAAGCCUUGUACGCGCGUUUCACAUCUUUUCGCACAACGAGAGACAGGUUCUGCACUCUGGACAAUUCUGGAAAAAAAAAAUCCCAGUGACAUUAGGACAACACUGGACAAAUGCCGGCAGUGAUCAACGAUAUCGCUCAUCAGUAUGAUCUGUCGAUGCACUGAGGAUGCGUUCUAAAAAAACCUGAUUUUAAAAAAAAUCUUUAUUGACAGACAUUACUCAUAUACCAUAUAUCACGAAAGCAAGGCGAGCGGGAUGAAUUCCCCUCCGUUCCUUGCUAUGUUCUGUAUCCGGUCUGCUCAGGACAACAACACUCUGGAGUCAGACUGCCAUCCCUAACGCUGGACUGGAGCGAGCUACGAGGACAAAAAGAACAAAAAACCAACACAUGAAACAAAACUGUACAUUUUUUAAGUGUAAGAGAACAAACUGGAAUUUGUAAAUAUUAUGUUUGUUGUUUGGUUUGAGUGAUUGGCCGGAUCUUUUCUUUGUGACAACAGGUGCAAGUUUAGGUGACUAACUUACAUGAUUUUAGCACUCAUGCGUAUGUUUGAUUCUCCUUUAUUUCCUAGAUCUCAAGGGCAAAUUCCAAUAGUUUGUGGGCACACAAAUCAGUUAACAAAAUUUUAAAUAAUUACAGCAUGGUUGAGGAAAACAAAUACUCAAAAAAAGGAAUGCUUACAGCUCAGGUUAGCCUAGAUUUUGUGGUGAUAAAAUGCCUGUCUAAAGCAUAUCACACACAUGCACUAUCCCAUCAAUCAUGGGGGCAGCAUUUGAGUCCUUUCAUUGGUUGAGAAACCAAAGAACAGCUGCAGGGAAUCGACACAAGACGGGACAAAUUGGGAUGUUUUGAGGAAUGAAACCUGAGAAAGGGCGGACGUCUCAAAUAUGCUCAAAACAAACCACAAAUCGAGAAUUUCUACCUGUGAUGCUGUUGGAUUUAAUUGUUAGUGUCUCACAUUGUCUUGAGCAUUGUCAUAAUUGGGAGGUUUUGAAAUCCUUUGUACUCUUUGGUCUUAUUUCCGACUCUUAAUCAUGGUGGUUGUUUUUGCUACCUUUUGCAAGUUUCUCUGCACAUUCUGUUUAUGGGAUUAUUGAACCUUUUUAAUGUUAGUCUUGAGUUUCCAAUGUGUCCGAAAACAGCAUUAUGAAAACAGCAUUUCUUUUUCUAAACAAGCGUUUGGACAGCCAACAGAUAAUGGAAGCACACUCACCAAGUUUACAUGUUUACACUACAGUUUUGAUGUUGGCUUAAGGUAAGGAAAAAAAAUAUAUAUAUAUAUUAAAAAAAAGCAUAACAAGGAUCCAAAUAUCUUCUUAUUACAUUUAUUGCUGAAAUGGUAAAGUGAAAGCUUGCACCUGUUUGUCUGUUUCAUUUAGUCCAAUUCAGUAACCUGCUUGAGCUCGAGAUACUGUGAGAGAGCAUAAUGACCAGAAGGAGUUGAAAGAAUUAAAGUUAAUAUUUCUAUUUCAAAUAGAGGCUAUUACACACUGUAUGUUGUGUAUCUGAACUGGAAAA